AUGCCAAUCGAGAUUGAAGAAAUAGGUGAAAACACAGUUAGUACCGCAACAUAUCAUGCUGUUAAAUUUAUAGGAGAAAACACAGUUGGUACUGCAAAAUAUCAUGCUGAAAGAUUUGCGGGUGUCUCCGACAUCAGUGGAGAUGAGCUCGGAAUCCUCUUUAAAAAUGGCAUCCCUUCAUCUCCAAUGAGCCCAGACACAAUACGGAGUAGUGCUUUAGCGAAAUCGGAGGACACUUUGUCUGCAUUAGAGAGAGUGAUUUUGAAAUGGGACGUCAAGACUGAAAGCAAAAUGCUUUUGAAAAGCGGCCCACAAGAAGUGAGUAAUUACAUAGACACUAUCGAAAAUCUCCAUCAACUAAUGAAACAGUUUUCUGCCCAUGGGAGAGUCUCCCCGGAUAUGAACCGCGCGCAGAGGCUUAUGGAGAUAUCGAUGGCCCGUCUGCAGAAGGAAUUUCACGAAGUUCUGUCAUCUUACAGCGAGGCCCUCGAUCCUGACCCGUGGUCGUUUUAUUCGAGUACAGAGGACAGUAUCAGUAGCAGCAGCCGCUCCAGCUCCAGCUCUUCGUCAACAGACAGAACCUACGAAUUCCAAAUGGUUCCGUUGGGCGCCAUGGGGAAUCUACGAAGUAUAGCGCAGCUCAUGGCGAGGACAGGGUACGCGAGAGAAUGCGUUCGAGUCUUCGCUCUCACUAGAAAGUACGUGGUGGAAGGGAGUUUAUACAAUCUGGGUGUGGAGAAGGUGAGGUUGAAUGACAUUCGGAAAAUGAAGUGGGAAUUCCUGGAUGAAAAGAUCAGGAAAUGGAUCUGGGCCGCAAAAAUCAGCAUCCGGGUUCUGUUUGCGAGGGAGAAGAGGCUGUGCGAUGCGGUCUUUGAAGGGCUGGUUAACAUGAGGGACUAUUGCUAUAUUGAAAUUGCACAAGAACCCACAGCUAGGCUUUUCGCCUUCGUAGAAGCCGUGUCAGCCACGAGCCGGGAGCCUGAAAGAUUAUUCAGGGUGCUCGAUCUCUACGAAACUCUCACCGAUCUGAUGCCGGACGUGGAGGCCACAUAUUGUCAGGAGCUUUGCACAAGCGUGAACGAACAGGCUGAUACGAUCCUGGCCCGGCUGGGUGAGGUUGCCAGUGGAAUGUUGACAGAAUUUGAGAAGGCUAUUGAGAAGGAGAAAUCUAAGGCCCCCAUUGCGGGUGGUACUGUUCAUCCUCUCACCAGAUACGUCAUGAAUUAUCUGGCUUUUCUCUGCGAUUACAGGGAAACUUUGGUAAACAUUACUGCAGACGCGCCCGGAGAGCUGCGCUUCGCGCUGCCGGAUGAUUUCUCCGUGGACGAUGAUGUCGGCGCCCCCGCACCGCUGUCCAUCCGCCUCGGAUGGACCGUCUUCCUCCUCGUCUGCAAGCUCGAGACAAAAUCAGGUCUGUACAAAGAUGGGGCACUGUCGUAUAUGUUUCUGGUCAACAACAUUUACUACAUAGUGCAGAAAGUGAAGGGCUCUAAGCUCAAAUAUAUACUGGGGGAGGAGUGGCUGAGAAAACAGUGUGAUAAGGUGAGGCAGUACGCGGAGAGUUAUGAGAAGGCCGCAUGGACGAAAGUUUUAUCGUUUCUAACAGAUGAUGAAAUUCCUUCAGGAGGCAAUUAUGGCGGCGGAGUUCGGUAUGGGGAGGAAUUGAAGGAGAGAUUGAAGGGAUUUAAUUUGGCGAUAGAAGAGGCGAGGAAACGACAUAGUGGGUGGGUGGUGGCUGACGUCAGCCUACGGGAGAAACUCAGGAAUUCCGUAUCGGAGAAGUUGAUACCUGCCUACACUUCCUUUCUUGCCAGGUUUAGGAGCAGGUUUGAAAGCGAUAUGAACAUCAAAUACACGCCUGAGGAGAUGCAAGACCUUCUGCUGGAGAUUUUCAAAGGUAACUUGACGUCGAUUAACAAAAUGAGAUCCUGGUGA
Molecule: messenger RNA, 1935 nt
Organism: Cryptomeria japonica (Japanese cedar)
Lineage: Eukaryota; Viridiplantae; Streptophyta; Pinopsida; Cupressales; Cupressaceae
Product: exocyst complex component EXO70A1-like
Exons: 1
Coding region: 1-1935 (644 amino acids)
Biological process (GO): exocytosis
Cellular component (GO): exocyst
Molecular function (GO): phosphatidylinositol-4,5-bisphosphate binding
Source: RefSeq, a predicted model, not a curated record